CUCUCUUCUCCCUCUGCUGAUUCACUUCGAAUUUUUUUUAUUUUUUUUUAUAAAAAAAAAGAAACAGAGAAAAAAAGAAAAGGAAGAAGCAAGGGUCGAUAACAAUGGCAGCAACAACAGCGAUAAUACUUGUAGUUGUAGCAUUAGCAUCAUCGGUGUUAAUAGUAGAAUCAGGGGACAACAACCACGUGUAUUCACCAUGCGGCGAUACGAAAGUACAGAGAGAAGAUGGAUUCACAUUUGCAAUCGCGUUUGCAGCUAGAAAUGCAUUUUUCUACAACAAUAACAAUAGCCUUCAAUUAUCGCCUUGCGAUUCGAGACUCUCUCUUUCAAGUCAGAGCUCUCAGAUCUCUGUUUUUAGACCUAAAGUUGAUGAGAUCUCUCUCCUUACUAUCAAUACCUCCUCUUUCUCUCCGGACAAUUAUGGUGGAUAUAUGGUGGCAUUUGCUGGUAGAAAAUAUGCCGCAAGGUCUCUUCCUGCUUUUGUUGCAAACACUACAUACACAGUAACCAGCUUUACUCUGGUGCUUGAGUUUAAGAAAGGCAGGCUGCAAAACUUGUACUGGAAAAGAGAUGGAUGCUCAAAAUGUUCGGGAAGCAACAACUUCGUGUGCCUUAACAAUCAGGACUGUGCUAUUAGAACAUCCAGCUGCAAAAACCACGGGGGUACUGUAGAUUGCAGCCUUGGGAUCCAAUUGGCAUUCUCUGGCACAGAUAAGCACCUCAGUGUUCUGAACUCAUGGUAUGAGGUAGAAAAUCUGAGGCAGUAUUCACUUUAUGGCCUUUACUCAAAUCUCAGGGAUUCUCUCACUGGCCAGUACAGUAAGAUCUUUUGAUUGUGCUUCAGCUGGGUUGUAGAAUUUUUGUUCCUGAUAUAUUGUAAUCUUCCUACUCCCCUGAUAUUUCUAUUCUCUUUUUCUAUGAAUGCUUCUCUCCGAUGUUUGUAUCUCUUGGCGGUUAUGGUGUGUAAAUUCACUUAUGUGAUCAAUUAUUGCUAACUGUAUAAGAAAAGCGAAUGCCAUGAUUGUAUUCUUUCA
Ricinus communis (castor bean) is the source of this 1037-nucleotide messenger RNA. RefSeq lists its product as uncharacterized. The record is from RefSeq and is a predicted model, not a curated record. The coding region runs from base 105 to 836 and encodes 243 amino acids. The transcript is spliced from 3 exons. Gene Ontology annotation, biological process: protein histidyl modification to diphthamide; tRNA wobble uridine modification. Gene Ontology annotation, cellular component: nucleus; cytosol. NCBI's taxonomy places the organism in Eukaryota, Viridiplantae, Streptophyta, Magnoliopsida, Malpighiales, Euphorbiaceae. Gene Ontology annotation, molecular function: metal ion binding.